AGUUCUUGCACUUCUUGCAAGAUGACUGCGUGGGACGGGGUGAUGCCCUUUUACCCCCAGCCCAGGCACGCGGCGGGCUUCAGCAUCCCGCUGAUCAUUGUCAUUCUGGUAUUCUUGUGCUUAGCGGUCAGCUUCCUGUUCAUCUUGCCCGGGAUUCGUGGUCACUCGCGCUGGUUCUGGAUGGUCAGAGUUCUUCUUAGUCUCUUCAUCGGUGCAGAAAUUGUGGCUGUGCACUUCAGUGGAGACUGGUUCGUGGGGGCAGUGUGGACCAAUACAUCCUACAAAGCCUUCAGCACAGCGCGUGUUCAAGUCCAUGUCGGUCUGCACGUGGGACUGGUGGGAGUCAAUAUUACACUCAAAGGAACACCGGUGCAGCAGUUGAACGAGACCAUUGACUACAAUGAGCGUUUCACGUGGCAUCUGGACGAAGACUACACCAAGGAGUACGUUGAUGCCCUGGAGAAGGGAUUGCCGGACCCAGUGCUAUACUUGGCAGAGAAGUUCACACCCAGCAGCCCUUGCGGGCUGUACCACCAGUAUCACCUGGCCGGACACUAUGCCGCAGCAACGCUGUGGGUGGCGUUCUGCUUCUGGAUCAUCGCCAAUGCGCUGCUCUCCAUGCCGGCCCAGCUCUAUGGAGGCUUGGCUCUGCUCACCACCAGCGCCUUCACGCUCUUCGCUGUCUUCGCCUUUGCCUCGGUCUCCAGUGUGCCACUCUGCCCCUUCCACCUGGGCUCCGCCACCCUCACGCCUCACUAUGGCGCCUCUUUUUGGGUCACACUGGCCACCGGCAUCCUGAGCCUCCUCCUGGGAGCUGCGGUGGUGAUUCUUCACUACACUCGGCCCAGCGCUCUUCGCGCUUUUCUGGAUCUAAGCGACAAAGACUGUAGCAGUCAGGCCACAGGAAACUCACCUCUCAUCUUCGAUAACCCGCAACGAAAACAGUUCGUGACCCCAGACUUAACUAUUACCACUGUCCUGUGA
Phodopus roborovskii (desert hamster) is the source of this 984-nucleotide messenger RNA. It is a transcript of the gene Duoxa2, whose product is annotated as dual oxidase maturation factor 2. The record is from RefSeq and is a predicted model, not a curated record. Bases 22 to 984 code for a protein of 320 amino acids. Gene Ontology annotation, biological process: protein transport. The transcript has 6 exons. NCBI's taxonomy places the organism in Eukaryota, Metazoa, Chordata, Mammalia, Rodentia, Cricetidae. Gene Ontology annotation, cellular component: endoplasmic reticulum membrane.